ACGUGUUUCCAUGGGAGCGAUCAGGUGCACCGAGGACUGGAGUCCCCGACGCCAAAAAGGUGUCGGCUGUAUUUGCGCCUGUAAAUAUAAGCAUCAACAACAUACUAGGAUUACAGAACGGAGGCUAAGGACCACGAGCAGGAUAUUAUAGACGUUUAGCUGAAACGGGAAUGACGAGUUACCGGGUAACCAAGGAACCGCUGUUGGUAAGGCGCCCAGCGUUAGUCCCAACGAAGUGGAAACGAGAACCACUCUGUUGAAUGACUCGGUUUACCGGAGAGAACCGCGCGUUUAACAACGUUAAUCGAAGUCAGCCUAUAAUUGGAAAUUGAGUUGAAAGCAGUAAAGCGGGAAAUACUUAAUAUACCUGCGCCUAAAGACGUCAUGUUCGCGUGGAUGUCCAUGUAAUUUGGUCUGAAGACCGUUUGGCGCUCCGAGUCAACACAGACAGCAGUUACGUUCCUCACCUGUCUGAUGGAGAAGUAUGACAAGCUGGCCAAGAUUGGAGAGGGUUCAUAUGGUGUGGUGUUUAAAUGCAGACACAGGGAAUCCGGACAGAUCGUCGCCAUCAAGAAGUUUGUUGAGUCAGAGGAUGACCCAGUCAUCAGGAAGAUAGCACUGAGGGAGAUACGCAUGCUGAAGCAGCUGAAGCAUGUGAACCUGGUUAACCUCCUGGAGGUUUUCAGAAGGAAGAGACGUCUUCACCUGGUCUUUGAGUUCUGUGAGCAGACCGUCCUGAACGAGCUGGACCGACACCCCCGUGGGGUCCCUGAGGUUCAACUGAAGAGUAUAGUGUGGCAGACGCUGCAGGCCGUCAACUUCUGCCACAAACACAACUGUAUUCAUCGGGAUGUGAAGCCAGAGAACAUCCUCCUCACCAAGACAGGAGUCAUCAAACUCUGUGACUUUGGAUUCGCCAGGAUCCUCACGGGGCCAGGUGAUGACUAUACAGACUAUGUGGCUACUCGGUGGUACCGGGCUCCAGAGCUCCUGGUGGGUGAUACUCAAUAUGGAGCCCCGGUGGACCUCUGGGCGCUGGGCUGUGUAUUCGCUGAGCUACUCCAUGGAAACCCUCUCUGGCCUGGACGCUCUGACGUUGACCAGCUCUACCUCAUCAGAAGCACUCUAGGUGACCUGAUCCCUCGUCACCAGCAGGUGUUCCGAUCCAACGUGUUCUUCAGUGGAGUCAGCAUCCCCGAGCCUGACACCACGGAGCCCCUGGAGAAACGCUUCCAUGGUGUGUCCUCUCACGCUCUCACUGUCAUGAAGUCAUGCCUGGUGAUGGACCCGUUGUUGCGUCUGUCCUGUGAGGAGCUGUUGGAGCUGCCAUACUUUCUGGAAGAAGGCGGAGCCAGCUGGGGCCGCGAGGGGGAUUGUCCCGGGAGACGCCAUGACAACAAAAUCUCCAGACGACGACAGGUCGGGCCGCAGUACCUUCCUCAGCUCCCCAGCAACAACAUAUCUCCUGCUCCAGAGACCAAGAAACAGAACAAACACAGAUACACAGACCAUCACCUGCCCAACAUCUAGAGAGGAGAAACACCUGUCCAACAUCUAGAGAGGAGAAACA
Messenger RNA from Oncorhynchus keta (chum salmon), 1570 nucleotides. RefSeq names its product cyclin-dependent kinase-like 1. Gene Ontology annotation, cellular component: nucleus. Gene Ontology annotation, molecular function: cyclin-dependent protein serine/threonine kinase activity; ATP binding. The transcript has 10 exons. The coding region runs from base 475 to 1530 and encodes 351 amino acids. The record is from RefSeq and is a predicted model, not a curated record. NCBI's taxonomy places the organism in Eukaryota, Metazoa, Chordata, Actinopteri, Salmoniformes, Salmonidae. Gene Ontology annotation, biological process: protein phosphorylation.